Molecule: messenger RNA, 2033 nt
Organism: Salarias fasciatus (jewelled blenny)
Lineage: Eukaryota; Metazoa; Chordata; Actinopteri; Blenniiformes; Blenniidae
Product: F-box/LRR-repeat protein 7
Exons: 4
Coding region: 376-1857 (493 amino acids)
Biological process (GO): SCF-dependent proteasomal ubiquitin-dependent protein catabolic process
Cellular component (GO): SCF ubiquitin ligase complex
Molecular function (GO): protein binding
Source: RefSeq, a predicted model, not a curated record
GCCUGAUAAAAACAGCUGUUUACCAUUUAGGGGCACUUCACAAAGUUUUUUUUCCUCCGCGAAUCGGGACUUUCUUUUUCUUCUUCUUUUCUUGAUCCGCGCGCGUGUGUGUGUGUAUGUGUGUGUGUGUGUGUGUGUGUGGAUGUUGAGAUGUAGAAAGUGUGCGCCUCUGGAAAGCACGAGUCCGGACUCCGGCUUUGCGUAAUGCUCAGCUCCGGUCCUCUGCUCAACAUCUGGAUUAACUAUUUGGAGUCAGAACUCGCGGCCCUGCGCCGAGCCGCUGCCCGCGCCUCCUCUCUGCCUGGCUCAUGGACACACGGCGGAUUUUAACCCGAUAACCCGACGGUUCUGCGCCCGGAUUAUGUAUUCUUUAAAAUGGGUGCGAACAAUGGAAAACAGUAUGGAAGCGAGGGUAAAGGGAGCUCAAGCAUCUCCUCUGACAUAAGUUCAAGCACAGAUCACACACCAACUAAAGCUCCCAAGAAUGUGGCUACCACCGAAGGUUUGGACUCCAGCACUAGAACCCUGAGCACCCCCAGUCCGGGUCUCAUCCUCCCGUCCAAGUCCUCCUCCCUCUCCUCCCCGGCUCUCUCCAGCAACGGCCAUGAGACCAACUCCUCGUCCUCGUCCUCCGCCCCGGCGGAGACGGUCGCCGUGAUCCACCCGCAGCCCAGCGCCCACACCCGCUCCAGGCAGUCCAAGUCCCACCACCACGCCCUCAUCGACCUCCUCCCGGACCACAGCCUCCUGCAGAUCUUCUCCCACCUCCCCACCAAUCAGCUGUGUCGCUGCGCCCGCGUCUGCCGCCGCUGGUACAACCUGGCGUGGGACCCCAGGCUGUGGGCCACCGUGCGGCUGACCGGCGAGCUGCUCCACGCCGACCGCGCCAUCAGGGUCCUCACCCACCGGCUGUGCCAGGACACCCCCAACGUCUGCCUGACGCUGGAGACGGUGGUGGCCAACGGCUGCAAGAGGCUCACGGACCGCGGGCUGCACGUGGUGGCGCAGUGCUGCCCCGAACUGCGGCGCCUGGAGGUCGCCGGCUGUUACAACAUCUCCAACGACGCUGUGUUUGAGGUGGUGUCCAGAUGUCCCAACCUGGAACACCUGAACCUCUCAGGCUGCUCCAAAGUGACCUGCAUCAGCCUCACCCAGGAGGCCUCCCUCCAGCUGUCCCCUCUGCACGGCCAGCAGAUCUCCAUCCACUACCUGGACAUGACGGAUUGCUUUUCCCUCGAGGACGAGGGCCUGCGAACUAUCGCCUCGCACUGCCCGCGCCUGACGCACCUGUACCUGCGCCGCUGCACCAGACUAACGGACGAAUCCAUGCGCCACCUGGCUCUCCACUGCCCCUCGGUGAGGGAGCUGAGCCUCAGCGACUGCCGCCUCGUCGGGGACUUCGGCCUGCGGGAAGUGGCCCGGCUGGAGGGCUGCCUGCGCUACCUGAGCGUGGCCCACUGCACCCGCAUCACGGACGUGGGGAUCCGCUACGUGGCCCGCUACUGCCCGAGACUGCGCUACCUGAACGCCAGGGGCUGCGAGGGCCUCACCGACCACGGCCUGGGCCACCUGGCCCGCAGCUGCCCCAAGCUCAAGUCCCUGGACGUGGGGAAGUGCCCCCUGGUGUCCGACAGCGGGCUGGAGCAGCUGGCCAUGUACUGCCAGGGCCUGCGGCGGGUCAGCCUGCGGGCCUGCGAGAGCGUGACGGGCAGGGGACUCAAGGCGCUGGCGGCCAACUGCUGCGAGCUGCAGCUCCUCAACGUGCAGGACUGCGAGGUGUCGCCCGAGGCCCUGCGCUUCGUCCGGCGCCACUGCCGGCGCUGCGUCAUCGAGCACACGAACCCGGCCUUCUACUGAGGCGGGGAGGGAGCUGGACCGCCCCUCUGACAAGCGGGAUGUCUUCAUAUUCCUGCUAGUGCGUUGGCAGAGCUCAGCGGCUGAUGUGUCCGAGCUGGUGGAAAACCGGUGUGCAAUACUGGCCAGAAUUUGUCUCUUUCCAUCCACUCGGUGGCUGUUCAUACUGUCCUUUGAAA